Penicillium oxalicum is the source of this 267-nucleotide messenger RNA. Its product is annotated as Tim10/DDP family zinc finger protein. NCBI's taxonomy places the organism in Eukaryota, Fungi, Ascomycota, Eurotiomycetes, Eurotiales, Aspergillaceae. The record is from RefSeq and is a predicted model, not a curated record. The coding region runs from base 1 to 267 and encodes 88 amino acids. The transcript has 2 exons.
AUGGACCCUUCUCUCGAUAUCUCCAAGCUCAGCGACGCCGACAAGGCUGAUCUGCAGCAGCAACUCGCCAACGAGCAGCAAAAGGCAACUAUUCAGCAGACCGUCCACUCCCUCAACGAGGUCUGUUUCAAGAAGUGCACAACCUCCAAGAGCUUCUCAUCCGGUACUCUCGACCGAAGCGAGGAGGCAUGCGCGGCAAACUGCGUGGACCGAUGGAUGGAUUCACAGCUGUUGAUCCUGCAGAAGCUGGGCAGCAUGCGCCAGUAA